Molecule: messenger RNA, 570 nt
Organism: Macrosiphum euphorbiae (potato aphid)
Lineage: Eukaryota; Metazoa; Arthropoda; Insecta; Hemiptera; Aphididae
Source: the annotation of a GenBank genome assembly
AUGCAGGGGCUUAAGACUGUGGGUUUGCUGUGCGCGGUUUUCGUCUGCUUGACACGCGCUGCGGUGAUUGACGAGCCGUCGGCUCCCGCCCAAUACGACUUCAGCUACGCGGUCAACGAUCCGACCACCGGUGACCAAAAGGACCAACAGGAAUCGAGGAACGGUGACGACGUGACCGGUUACUACCGUACCUUGGACUCGGACGGUUACCUGCGCACCGUCAAGUACAAGGCCGACGCCGUCAACGGAUUCACUGCCGAAGUCGUCAGGGAGCCGGUCAGCGGCGCCGUCGCCGCCGUGCCGGUCGUCGCAAAGGCCGCCGCCGUGAUCAAACCGUUGGUCGCGCCCGUCGUCCCGGCUGUCGCCCCCGUCGUCCCGUACGUCGCACCCGUCCCGUACGUCGCCUCGCCCGCGCCCUACUACUUCGGUUCGUCCGGUUACCCGUACAACUACCAGCCGUACUCGUACGGCGGUUACCAACCGUACCCGUAUAACGCUGGUUACUCGCCAUACUCGUACGGCCAGUACGCUUACAACGGCCCAUACGGCUCACCGGUCGUCCGCAAGUAA